UCCACCGCAGACGAAGAAAGGACAAAGUGAGAAAGGAGACGUCCCUACUCUAUCGUUCCGUUAGAGUGACUCCACCCAACAAACCAACACAUAAGUGAGCGGUGCCAAUCUUUUUUCUGACAUGGCCAACCCUUUAAGGGGUGAGGUUAUCAGGCUAUACAAAAAUCUGCUGUAUCUUGGCCGUGACUACCCGCAGGGAGCAGCUUUUUUCAGAGAGCGACUGAAGUCAGCCUUCAUGAAGAAUAAAGAUGUUACAGAUCCUGAAAAGAUCAAAAAGCUUGUGGCCCGUGGAGACUUUGUCAUCAAGGAACUGGAGGCUCUUUAUUUCCUCAGGAAAUACCGAGCAAUGAAGAAGAGGUAUUAUGAACCUGAAAAAUAAUUACACACACAGACCGCUCCAAAAUAUCUUUAUGAAGUGAAAUACAGAUCGUGGGGACAGUGAGCCAACGUACAGUCAAAAAUAGUGUCAAAAAUAUUUAUUAGAUAACGCAACAGUGUUUUAUUUUCACACACAAACCUUUUUACACAUUACACCGCAAAAAUUGCUCCCAACAGUUGCCCUUAUAGAAAAAUCAACUAAACUUGCCUCACAAGGGAAAUGGAAAAUCCAUCUGUAAAAAGUGCCAGAAAAAGAAUGACAACGUGAUACCUGUUACAGAACGCACUUUGUAUUUUUUAUACGCAAGUUGUACCUUAAUGCCAGUGUUUAAAAUAUUUAAUACUGUACAUACGUUAAUAUCAUAGGUUUUCCUCUAGAACAAUUGUUAGGCCUGGUUUGCCCCUCUGGCAGAUUGUUUGUCUAGCCAGAAACAUUUCAUAAUGUCCAUCAAUUCAACAAUCCAUUUUGAAAGUGUUCAGAUCAUGAAUGUCGUCAGGGUUUAGUAGUUAAUACAGAUGCAGACGUCCACUUGGUGUCUAAUAAACUGCUGAAGCCUAUACUGUGUAUCAGACUGACUGAAUCAAAUUGUAACAAUGAAAUGUCACAGCUGUGGAAUAUAUUGUUAGUGUAUAUAUUUGUAAAUACAUGGUCACAUUUCUUGAAGAAUGAAUGUACAUGACUAUGUAUCAAUGCACUAUGUCCAGUGUUACAAUAAAUACAAUGAAAUCACAA
Messenger RNA from Thunnus maccoyii (southern bluefin tuna), 1111 nucleotides. It is a transcript of the gene lyrm5a, whose product is annotated as LYR motif containing 5a. NCBI's taxonomy places the organism in Eukaryota, Metazoa, Chordata, Actinopteri, Scombriformes, Scombridae. The transcript is spliced from 3 exons. Gene Ontology annotation, biological process: respiratory electron transport chain. The record is from RefSeq and is a predicted model, not a curated record. The coding region runs from base 122 to 379 and encodes 85 amino acids. Gene Ontology annotation, cellular component: mitochondrion.